UCCGUCUCUCUCCGUCAAAACACUCCUCUCCUCCGCGAAUCUCGUGUUUCAGCUGGAAAUGGCCGCGCAGGAGGUGGCCUCGCAGCCCAGCGACACUCUGGCGACGCUCAAAACCGAAUCCGAGACGCUGAAGACGAAGCUGGAGGAGGAGAGAGCCAAGCUGCACGAUGUCGAGCUACAUCAAGUGGCAGAGAAGACUGAGGCUUUGGGUCAGUUUGUCAUGAAGACCAGGCGAACCCUGAAAGGCCAUGGAAAUAAAGUCCUGUGUAUGGACUGGUGUAAAGACAAGAGGAGAAUCGUCAGCUCAUCUCAGGAUGGAAAGGUGAUUGUAUGGGAUGCCUUUACAACAAAUAAGGAGCAUGCGGUGACUAUGCCCUGCACGUGGGUCAUGGCCUGUGCUUACGCCCCCUCUGGAUGUGCAGUGGCUUGUGGUGGGUUGGACAAUAAAUGCUCUGUGUACCCUCUAUCCCUGGACAAGAACGAAAACCUUGCCGCCAAGAAGAAAUCAGUGGCCAUGCACACCAACUACCUGUCCGCAUGCUGCUUUACUAACUCAGAUAUGCAGAUCCUGACGUCUAGCGGUGACGGCACGUGUGCUCUUUGGGAUGUAGAGAGCGGUCAGAUGCUGCAGAGCUUCCAUGGACACGCGGCUGAUGUGCUGUGUCUGGAUCUGGCCCCCUCUGAGACUGGAAACACAUUCGUGUCAGGGGGCUGCGAUAAGAAGGCUUGCGUGUGGGACAUGCGCACGGGACAGUGCGCCCAGUCUUUUGAGACCCAUGAAUCAGACAUCAACAGUGUGCGGUACUAUCCGAGCGGAGAUGCUUUCGCUUCAGGCUCAGAUGACGCUACUGUGAGUCUUUUCCCAUCUUGCAUAUUUUUCAAAUGCUACCUUUCGAAAGUUUGGAAACAUUUUAAUUUUUGA
Molecule: messenger RNA, 922 nt
Organism: Sinocyclocheilus anshuiensis
Lineage: Eukaryota; Metazoa; Chordata; Actinopteri; Cypriniformes; Cyprinidae
Product: guanine nucleotide-binding protein subunit beta-5-like
Exons: 8
Coding region: 59-922 (287 amino acids)
Biological process (GO): signal transduction
Molecular function (GO): protein binding
Source: RefSeq, a predicted model, not a curated record